Messenger RNA from Colias croceus (clouded yellow), 3273 nucleotides. RefSeq names its product regulation of nuclear pre-mRNA domain-containing protein 2. NCBI's taxonomy places the organism in Eukaryota, Metazoa, Arthropoda, Insecta, Lepidoptera, Pieridae. The coding region runs from base 372 to 2954 and encodes 860 amino acids. Gene Ontology annotation, molecular function: RNA polymerase II complex binding. The record is from RefSeq and is a predicted model, not a curated record. Gene Ontology annotation, cellular component: RNA polymerase II, holoenzyme. Gene Ontology annotation, biological process: mRNA 3'-end processing. The transcript is spliced from 15 exons.
UGGCGGUUGUUGCUUUAAUGAAAUCCUAAAUAAAGUUUUACUUAUUUAUUUAAGUAAAUAACAAGGUAGAUUACUACACAUUAAUUGACAUAGUACGUAAUAUCGUACUGCAGAUACUUUAAUAGUAUUGUAUCAUUUAUUUGUGAUAGUUGUGUAGAUACAUUAGUUAAUAUCAUAUCAACACAACAACGCGGUUAAAUAACGCAUUGUAAACAAUUUUUGGGUUAUUUGAUGAAGAAUCUUGGAAAUUUCAUCAGUUUUACAUGGUUUUAUUUUGAUACAUAGUGAAGUUAUAAAAAUAUUGUGACGAUAUGGAGUAUUUAGUUAGAUUUUUGUGAUCCAAUGUUUACGUGUUAAAUAUUGCCCAAAAAAUGGGUGAAACUGAAGAAUUCAAUACACUGGAAUUUGAAAAGAAAUUGACGCAGCUAAAAGAUACUCAGGAGAGCAUUCAAUCGUUAUCUUCCUGGUGUUUAAAACAAAGAACACACCAUAAGAAAAUUGUCUCCAGUUGGCUUAAUGUUUUGAAGCGGGUUAAAAUUGAGCAAAGAUUAGUAUUAUUCUAUUUAGCCAAUGAUGUUAUCCAGUAUAGUAAGAGGAAGAACUAUGAGUUUGUAGAAAGUUGGGGACUCAAUUUACAAAAAGCCACUCCACUUGUCAGGGACGAAAAGGUGCGGCCAAAAAUCCUACGGAUAUUGAAGAUAUGGGAGCAAAGAUCUGUAUAUGACGAUGAGUUUUUGUCCGAUCUAACUGGUCUGCUUGUUGCUGGUGCUGUUAAAAAGACUGAUGACGAUUUAGAUUUUCAGCCGCAGCAAUUAGUUAACAAAAUAAAACAGUGUUCGGUUUUGGAAGCCGACACUGAUUUGAGGUUGAAGCACAUACAUGAUUGCAGUUUGGAUCUGUCCGACGCUGAUGCACUGUGUGCGAACUUAAAAGAAAGAUGUCUUAGGAGUGAUGUUGAAAAGGAAAUAAGCGAAGGUGUUGGAUGUAUAGAGAGGUACACACAGGCUUUACAGCGAGAGAUUGUAGCGAGGGAAGCUUUGCUAGCAUUACUUACAUCGGCAAACCAAUACUAUUCUACACAGAGGGGGGAAGUUAAAGUUGUUGCUUAUGCGUACAAAAACUUUGGUGCCCGCGUUCGAGCAUUAAAGCGGAAGUUGGAUGAACUGAUACCAACAUUACCGAGUGCUGUGCCCUCACCACCCAAGGAGGAAGAUGUACCGUCUCCGGGGCCUGAUGAGGACCUGGAUCUGCCGCCACCGGGUGAUAAUGAUGAAGUAGCAUACAACAUUGAUCAGACAUUCAAUACAACGGUAUCGGCUGAUGGUUCGCUGUACAAUUUGGGUUUAUCAUCAUUCCUCACAUCGGACAACCCGCUAGCUAUGUUCAAUGAAGAAAUCGAUCUCACUAAUGCCAAUAAAAUAGAAGUAAUAAACACGAGGCCGAGCGACAAACAGGAUUUCAGUAUAAAUGAUUUUCUGAAGACUCUCACGCCGGCCGAGAAUAAUUCCGUAUCGCCUGUUAAUAGUGUGGGUAGUGCAUCCCAAAAGUCACAGGACGCGUUACCCGGGUUGGAUCUACUGACCCCGGACAGUACGGGCAACCCGCCUCCACCCACUUCCUUCUAUAGGAGUAUGGAUGCUGUUAGCACUGUGAACGAUGAUGUCGUUGAACAACACUAUUUACCAGAAGCGGUUGUGAGCAGUCAGUGGACGAAUAACGCGUGGAACGUGCCUCCCGUGACGCCGAUACCCUCAAAUCGGGCAGUUUUCGCAGAACCUCCGGCUUCACCACCAUUAGCACCUCCAAUGGUACCGCCCAUACUUGUGCCUACAGUUGUUGAGAGGCCUACGGAAAGCGCAGCGCUAGAUGUAGACCACAGGGGUAUUCUACCACCCCCUCCCCCUCCACCCGUAUUGCCUAUUUUAGGACAUAUAGAAGACGUGGACCACAGACUAAUGCCGAGUAUGCCGCCUCUUGCACCGGUCACUCCGCCCGCAAGGCAUCCUGUACAACAAGAUGUAGAUCACAGGAAUUUAAUAUCGCUGACGCAUCAAUUACCACAGAGGCAGCACAAUCCAGUUUCUAUUGAUCAGGAUUACCGAGUGCCGGCGAUGGUCCCUCCACCGGACAUUGUUGAAAGCGUUGAUAUGGACUUAUCUGAAGAUGAGGAACAACAAGCAAUGUACCCGCAAGGCCAAAUGGACAACAGACGGAAUUCGUUCAACAACAACAAAGUGCUGGUCGGCGGUGAAGAUAAACCGAAAAACGAACAUACACAACCAGAACAACAUUCUGCUCCUAUAAUACCACCCCUAUCCAACCCCUUUGAGAAAAUGCCCCCGAAUCUAAAAUUCACUAUGCCCCCAGAGUUUCCAAGCAAUGCGCAUCCUAAUUCUGCCCCCGUGCUCAGUCGUUCGAACAGUUUGCCCCAAAACCAUCCGGGAAAUCUGCCCCAAAAUCAUUUGAACCAUCCAAUACACAACCACACUUUACCACGUAACCACCCGAAUAACUUGCAGAACCAUCCAAAUGAUUUGCCCCAUAACCAUCCGAAUAAUUUACCCCACAACCAUCCGAAUAACUUACACAACCAAACGAACAACUUACCACCUCAAAAUCGUCCUACUAUUUUGCCCAACCGUCCGAAUUUCCCACAGAACAAUCCAAACAAUUAUCAGCAGAACCCUUACGAUUCUCCGAACUACGAUAGAGAAGAAAACUCAAAUGAUAGUGCUUACGAAGAUGAUCUAAGAACGCGAAGCAUAGAAAUGGAGCGGAAUGAUGAAUUUGCCAAAGACGUAGAAUGGAACGGACCAAGACAAAGGUUUCCCCGAAAUUGGGGUCCUAGACAGAAUUUCUCCCCGCGGGGACAAUUUUCACCCCAGUUUUGGCCCCGAAAUGGCCCCAGAAUGUCCAAUAGAUGGAUGGGACCAAGACCCCAAAGGUUUUGGUGACAACUGAAUCUAAGGACCUUUGCCAUCAAAUGUUUGACGUGCAGUUUCAUCCAGCGUCGAUUUUAUUUCUUUUGAGAAACAAGAAAAUAUUUACUUUUAUUAGUGUUAAAGUGCAUAUUUAUGUAAAUAAUUAUGUUUUCGUGAUGCUUGUUUUAAUAGUUGAGUUAAAUGUAUUCGCAGAUUCUGCGUACACUCGCUCUAUAUUUUAAUUUAGUGUAAUAUAAUGUUAGUGUAAAACUUCAGCUUGUUUCUAAAUAUAGAUGAUAUUUUAUUGUGUAAUUAAAAACAAAAUAUAGUCACCGUUGUUUUUACUGUGUGA